Molecule: messenger RNA, 1126 nt
Organism: Xyrauchen texanus (razorback sucker)
Lineage: Eukaryota; Metazoa; Chordata; Actinopteri; Cypriniformes; Catostomidae
Product: transmembrane protein 26-like
Exons: 4
Coding region: 146-1126 (326 amino acids)
Source: RefSeq, a predicted model, not a curated record
AGAGGAUUGUGGAUAUGGUAGAAGCUUCAAUUUUGGUUAUCCUUGGAUUAUUAUUUUCUAAACGCCACCCCAGAAUUGGAAUUUGGAUUUUGGGCAUAAUAGGCGGAAUUUCUUUCUGCCUGAUUUGGACUCUAUUGAUUGGAAAAUGUGCCGGGUUUUGAACAUCUUAUUGGCUCUUCUGAGUCGCUUCCUGUUUGCGGUGCAUGGUGUGCUGACAGUGUGGCGCGUGGUGGAGGUGACAGGCGAACCUUCCUGUUGGAUGCUGCUGACGGGUGUGGCCCUCCUGGGGGUAGAGAUGGCCAUCACAGUCAAAUACACACGCAAUGCAGAAUGGAAAUGGUUCUCCCCUAUGAUCUUUCUAUACCUGAGCACAGUGAUUCCCUCUGUCUGGUUCCUGGAGCUGAAUCUCCUACAAUCCAACCUGCCAAUCAAUACCAGCACAAACUUUGACCCGCAUUUCUUCUCCCAGAUCCCUGUUACAAUGGGGUUGGUGGAACUUCAUCCUGAGAACUGGGUGGAGGCUCUGGAGCAGACCAUGCUGAUCGUUCUGGUUCUGGGUCGCUGGCUGAUGCCAAAGGGCGACAUGUCAAGAGACCAGCUCUCUCAACUCCUCAUGGUUUACGUGGGUCUUGGAGCCGAUAUCCUGGACAUCUUUGAUACUUUCAAGGAGCCACAGGUGAAGACCAAGAAGGCAGUGAUCAUUGUUGGGCUCAGUUUGUUCUCCUGGGCCUUGAUGCAGUUUCCACUUGUUCUUACUCAGACCAGCCGCCCCAAAGUCCAGGAGCAAGCCCAGUCCGAGGCCACCCAACCAGGGUUAGCAGGGUGGACUAUUUCCUGCUGCUCUAGUGAAGUCUGGAGCCUUUUGCUUACAGUUGGUCUGCAAGAUGGACCAUUCCUUAUUUACCGUCUGUACCUCAUGAUACGUGAGAAUGUUCUGAACCAGCUGAUGAUCUUCUUCACUUGCAAGAACAUCCUGAUUGUUUUACUGGAGGUCUACAGGAUCUGUGUUGUACACUUCGAGUACAGCAGACCUGAGGGUGGAGCCCAAUCAUGUGACCUAUCUCACGGCCAGUCAGAAUGGAAUGAUGGAGAGACUGUAGAAGCCAGCUGUCAGGAAUCAAUUUGA